CGGGGAGUCCAGAGAAAAGAGAGGAAAGACUGUGUCUGAAGUCUGAGUUGAGGAUGGACACGAGGCAGAGAAGAGCCAACGGACAAAAGAGAUGAAAUUUCUAGGACAAACGACCUAAUUAAUGUUUUUCGUCAAAUUGAGGUAUUUUGUUUUUCUAAGAGAGAAAAAGGACAUUUAGCUAGUUGUUUUCCAGCUGUUUUGUAUUGCAGAAGGACUCGUUCUCCGCUGAAGACCUCAAAGACAAAAGAGGGAUAUUUUCAUCAUUAUUAAGUGAAUAUAAACAUACAUCUUUUACCUCAGCCUCAGGAGUAUGGUGGUGCGUGGUGUGUCUCAGGAUUUGAAGGACGAUCAAAAUGCUGAAAUGUAAAGUUCACAGCUAUCUAUGCCGCCUGUGGUUCACGGCGCUGCUGCUGCUGCUCCGGGAUCUGAGCCGUGCGGCUCCCACAGAGGGCCAGUCCAUCCCAUGUAGCAUCUCCGUGUCUGAACCAGUAUCCGGCCUGGACUCCAUAUCACUGACAGUCAACACAACCGGACAGAACUGCUCCUUCACCGUAACGUCUCCAGACGCCGGAGGAGACAGCGGCGAGUGUAGAAGAAGAGACGAGGAGAUACAGACUAAUGAGAUCAGAGGAGCGAAGGAGGUGAAAGAGGUGGAGAUGGGAGCUAACUAUCUGGAAACCAACCAGCUAGGAGUCGAGGAUGGAGGGAACAAGGAGGUAGGAGAUGUUUUCACCUGCGUGCUGGAUCACCUGGAGCCUGGAACCGCCUACCAGCUGCUGGUUCAGUCCCGGAGAGACGAGGAGACGGCGAACCUCACCCUGCACACCAGGCCGUCAGCGGUGAGCGGCCUGGCGGUGACCUCCAGGACCUCCAGCAGCCUGGGCCUUUCCUGGCAGGCCGGCCCAGGCAGGACGCAGCGCUUCAGGCUGCAACUGUGGGAUCACACGGGUCUGCUGAGGAACGAGACCUUGGAGAGCACGGCGACACAACACAAACUCCUCGACCUGACGCCGGGGCGACUGUACAACGUUACCAUGGUGACGGAGGCUGGCGGGCUGCAGAACAGCCAGAUGAUGGAGGCUCAGACAGUUCCCGCUGCUGUUUCCAACCUCAGAGCUGACGACAACAACAACAACAGCAGCAGCACAAGCUUGUCGUUGUCAUGGCAACAGCCCAGCGGCGACCUGGACACGCUCAUCGUCACCCUCUUGACCAACGGCACGAGCCGCCGGGAGACGACUCUUCCAUCGGACGCCACGGCGGUCACCAUCGAUCAGUUAACUCCUGGCUCAGCCUAUCGGGUCGCAGUGACGUCGAGGAGCGGCAAGCUGACGAACCAAUCAGAAAUCACCGUCAGGACAGCUCCGGCGGCGGCGUCCCUCCUCUCCCUGACACUCUCCUCCUCCGGCGGUCUCCUCAUGUCUUGGACGCCCCCCGCUGGACGCUGGGAGAGCUACAGGCUGUUCCUGUUUGACGGCUCUCAGGAGUUAGUCAGCGCCGAUUUGGACCGAAAGGCAGUGAACUUCAACUUUCCUGGGACGGGUCUAACGCCUGGGAGGCUGUACAGAGCCGUGCUGAGAGUGGAGAGUGGAGGACUGACGGCCGAGAGCAGCUGUGAAGGACAAACAGCUCCGGCUCCAGUGUCGGACCUCCACAUACGGCACUCGGACGAGACCUCGCUCAGCGCUAUGUGGAGCCACGCCCCCUCCGGGUCACGUGACAGCUACUUCCUGACCAUUCGCCACGGUAACGUCACUGUGGACACCAGGGAGGUGGAGCCAAACAUGAGGGAGUGCACGUUCAAUGUGCUCACACCUGGGAGACGGUACACCAUCACCGUGACAACCAGGAGCGGGAAACUGAACACCUCUGUGUCUUUGGAGGGAAGGACAGUUCCCAUGGCGUUUCGUGUCAUCACUAUGAGAAGCUCUGGAUUCAACAGCCUCCAGGUAUCAUGGGAAACACCACCAGGAGACGUGGACUCGUACUCACUGAUCCUGCUGCACGACAGCGUUGUGGUUCAGAACUACAGCGUUACGGUUGGUUCUUCUUCUCUGCUGCUGGCUGGUUUGACGCCUGGCGCCCUCUACAGGCUGCUAGCCACCACUGUCAGCGGGGGGCUGCAGUCUGAAACCACCAGUCUGGAAGGACGCGCCGCCCCGGCAUCGGUCUCGGAGGUAACCGUCGCCAACAGCGGCAGGUCGGACGCCCUGCAGGUGUCCUGGCGCCCAGCGGUGGGUGUCGUAGACAGCUACCUGGUUCGCCUUCAGGAGGGAAGUAGAACCGUCCACACGCUGGCCGUGUCCCGCUCCUCGCCGCCCGAGUGCUCCUUCAGAUCGCUGGUAGCCGGACGACUGUACUCGGUCAUCAUAGUGACGCGGAGCGGAAGCUUGGAGAACGCCACCACGGUUCAAGCACGAACACAACCGGCCACUGUGCAAAACCCAUCAGCUGUUCACUCUGCAAGAGACGACUUCCUCAAGGUGUACUGGCGUCAUGCAGCUGGGGAUCUGGACCGCUACGUGGUUCUGAUCCACUACAACAACAGCGUGCUGCAGAACAAGAUCGUCUCCGCCGGACACAACGAGUGCGUCUUCUCGUCUCUGACGCCGGGGAGACUCUACACUGUCACCGUGGAAACAUGGAGCGGAGACUACGUCAGCAGCGUCUCCACCGACGGACGCACCUUUCCGUCAGCUGUUGGAAAUCUGUCGCUAGGUGAAGCAGGAACAGCUGAACUGACCGUCACCUGGAGCCCCGCCCCCGGAGACGUGGACCACUAUGAGGUCACUCUGCUCUUCAACGACACUCGGGUUUUCCCUCCGGUCACGUUGGGCAGCGAGGUGCGACGUCACCGGCUGACCUCUCUGACCCCCGGGCGUCUUUAUAAGAUCGUGGUGUCGACGUUCAGCGGGCCGUACCAGAAGGCGCAGUUCAUCGAGGUGCGGACAGUCCCCAGUGCAGUCGGGAACCUUCAUCUGGGGCCUCGCUCCGGCCUGACGGACUCCGUUGGCGGGCUGUUGGUCUCCUGGACGCCUGGAGACGGAGACCUGGACGUGUACAACGUCUCUCUGUCCACCACGGAUGGCGCCAUCGUCGAGACUCGCACUGUCCCUAAACACGUCUCCUCCCUGGACUUUGUGGAUCUGAUCCCAGGCCGCGCCUACACCAUUACCAUCCAAUCACUGAGCGGGACGCUAACCAAUAGGAAGACAGCCACAGGCAGGACCGCUCCGGCCAGAGUCACCGCCCUGCAGGCGGAUAACGACCACACCACCCACAGUCUCGCCGUCAGCUGGGAGAAGCCGUCGGGCGUGUACGACGGCUACAGUCUGCAGUUAUUGGACGAGGCCGGCGUCGUUCUUGCCACUCGGUUGGUUCCCGCAGAGAAUCGAGGCGAGCGUCUGGAAGGUCUGACGUCAGGAAAGUGGUACCGCGUGAAGGUGGCGACGCUCAGCGGCGGCGUCCCGUCGCUGGAGGCCACAGCAGAGGGACAAACACGUCCGGCUGCAGUCAGUAAUCUAACAGUCACCUCCACCAACACCUCCUCUCUCUCUUUCUCCUGGCGUCCCUCGGACGGCCACGUCGACAUCUACGACCUGUCGCUCUACAGCGUCACAGAGGCAACCACCAAUCACAGACAGGACGCUGCGGCGAGCAGGAAGGAGCAUCAACAGGCGGCGGGGGAGCUGGUGGACCUGCAGAAGGUCGGUCCAGCUGUAGACAGCUGUGUGUUCUCCGGCCUGCGAGCAGGACGUCUGUACAGACUGCAGGUGGUGAGCUGGAGCAGAGGCAUGAACAGCGACUCCGCCGUGCUGGCCAGAACCGUGCCGUCUUCAGUUUCGUCUCUUCAGGUUCAGAGUUCAGGACGGACGGACAGACUGAUGGUCAGCUGGCAGCAUGGAGAGGGAAGCAGGAGCAGCUAUCAGGUGGUAUUGUACGACGUUUCUGGCGCCACUCUGGGAGCCCAGACGCUCGGGGCAGAGCACACGAGUCACGUGUUCUCUGGGCUGAUCCCUGGUAGGCUGUACCGUGCUGAGGUCAUCACGCACAGCGGGGAGCUGACCAAUAACAUCUCAGCCGUCGGACGCACCUCUCCAGAGCCGCCCACCCACCUGUCAGUCAAACAAGGCACGGCCAAUGACACGAUAGAGCUGUCCUGGUCCGGUCCUAACUCCGGGGACUACGACAACUUCAGCCUGCAGUGGACUCCUCCAGACCGCCUGUCAGUCACACAGACUGACCUGACCAGCCGCGUCCUUGGCGGGAUGUUUCCAGGGCGAUAUUACAACUUCACAGUGGCGACCAUCAGUGGAGCAGGGGCCGGACCCGCAGUCAGGAGCCGGCCAAUCCAGAGAGGCGUCAGGACAAGUCCGUCUCCACUGAAGUCCAUUCACUGCUUCCCUCUGUCCUCGUCCUCCCUCUCCUGCUCCUGGUCGCCUCCCCUCGCCGACUUCGACUCCUACGAGGUCAAGUGUCGUCGCCACGAUGACGGGGAUCUGACCUCGGAGCUGAGGCUGGCGGGUGGCGUCACCGCUGUAACGCUGGACCACCUGGAGGCGUACAGGAAGUACUCAGUGACAGUCAGAGUGUCGUCAGCCGGACAGAUGAGUCCACCUGCGACUCAUACAACCAUUACCAUGAUAGACCGCCCUCCGGCCCCGCCCCCCAGCGUACGUGUUAGUGGGAGGUCAUCGAAGGUCACAUCGUCCUCCAUCUUGUUUCGCUUCAACUGCUCCUGGUUCAGUGACGCCAACGGGGCCGUCCGUUACUUCGCUGUGAUCGUGGCCGAGUCAGAUGCCAAUGAGAUGCUGCAGCCAGACCAGCGCCACCCUCUGCCAUCCUACCGCGAUUACAUCAACAACUCCUCUGUCAGAGCGUAUCAGACCGCAUACUUCUCCAGCCGCUGUCCACAGGACGCCGACAUCUCCGCUGGACAGGUGGUGGAGGUGAACCUGGGUGCAGGAGGGGAUCGGCUGGGUGGGGCCUGUGAUCGUUAUCAUGACGACGACCUCUAUCUGAACGACGGAUAUGGCGAUUUCUGUGACGGGCCGCUGAAACCCAAGACCUCCUACAGGCUGAGUGUGCGAGCGUUCACCAGACUGUUUGAUGAAAACCACCGAGAGUUUCCUCAGCCGCUCUUCAGCGACACUUACCUGUCCUCACCACUCAGGACGCACGCAGAGCCUUUAGGGGGCGUAGUGGAGGGUUUGAGUGCCGGGAUGUUCCUGAUCGGUAUGAUGGUGGCCGUCGUCUCUCUGCUGGUCUACAGGCAGAGGCUGCGCAAAGUGGCUGUGCAGGAGAACCCGGUGGUGAGGAUGAGUAUGUGGAAGGAGGUUCCAGCUUCAGGAUUAUAUAUGGGUGUCAGGAGCAAUCGUCGGGUCACCAGUCCAAUCAAAGCCUGCCACUUUGAGUCACACCUGACAAAGCUGCAGGCCGACUCCAACUACCUGCUGUCUGAGGAGUUUGAGGAUCUGAAGGAUGUGGGACGCAACCAGACGAUGGACGUCGCCAGAGUGCCGGAGAACCGAGGAAAGAACCGCUACAACAACAUCCUGCCAUAUGAUUCUACACGAGUGAAGCUGUCCUAUCUGGAGGACGACCCCUGCUCCGACUACAUCAACGCCAGCUACGUACCUGGUAAUAACUACCGCAGGGAGUACAUCGCCACCCAGGGGCCGCUGCCCGGCACUAAGGACGAUUUCUGGCGGAUGGUGUGGGAGCACGGCGUCUACAAUGUGGUGAUGGUGACGCAGUGUGUGGAGAAGGGGCGGGUGAAGUGUGAUCAGUACUGGCCUGCAGACCGAGAGCCUCUGUACUACGGUGACCUGGUCAUUCAUAUGCUGUCAGAGUCCGUCCUGCCCGAGUGGACCAUCAGAGAGUUCAAGAUCAUCUCGGAGAGCAGCCGCAGUUACCCUCGCAUGCUGCGUCACUUCCACUACACCGUGUGGCCCGAUCACGGAGUCCCAGAGAGCACCCAGUCCCUGAUCCAGUUUGUCAGGACGGUCCGGGACUACGUGGACCGAUCACCUAGCACCGGAGCCACCAUCGUACACUGCAGUGCUGGUGUUGGCCGUACAGGGACCUUCAUCGCCUUGGAUCGGGUUCUGCAGCAGCUGGACUCCAAAGGAACCAUCGACCUGUACGGCUGUGUCUUCGACCUCCGGCUGCACCGCCAACAUAUGGUCCAGACUGAGUGCCAGUAUGCCUUCCUGCACCAGUGUGUGCGGGAUGUCCUUAGAGCCAGGAAGCAUCGAAGUGAACAGGAGAAUCCUCUCUACCCAAUCUAUGAAAACUUCAACCCCGAGUACUGCCGUGAUUUCAUCUACACUGGACGCUAAACAGACGAUGACGUCCAUCUGAUCGAGGGAGAAGAAGCGUUGCUACAUUAGCUCCCUAAAUACAUUAUUAAAAAAAACUGAGCUAACAGAGCAUUUGCUGUCUGUUCCCUGUUUUGUGUAGCAAAGUAUAAAAAUAUAACACAAAUGACAAACUACUUUUAAAACACAAAUUAGUGUUAAGAUUUUUCCUCUGCAGUCCUUUAAGUCACCUUUACAUUACAACAACUUCUACACUUGUCAGUAUAUCAGUGAUAAGAGUUUAUGGAAGAUAAAUGCUGACGUUGUAAACAGGAAAACAUGUUUUAAUUACAAUUAAAACGGAACUUUAAAUGUUUGCUGGUAUUACAGGUAGACUUUAAUUAGAUAAAGUUGUGACUUCCAAAAUCAAACUUCAGACUCCUAUUAAUUAACGUGGUUAAUGAUUUUCAGUGUUGAAGGAAAAGCGGGUCGAUCUCAGGUCGUUGGUGUUAAAUUGUUGUUUUUUAAAGACAAAAUCAGUCUGAUGCUCGUUAGCAGUGACAUCGUGCCAACUACCCUUAUUCCAUUUUCUAAUAUAACUGUUCUCACUCACUGCUCCAUAUAAGCUGUUUAUUUAAAAAGUUACACAUAUUGCUGUAUGUAAAUAUUGAUGUAAUACUCUUUUCUUUUUUAUAUGAUAAUGAAUAUAAACUGUAGGUCAACUAUUUUUAUCUUGUGAAAUACUGAGAUUGUGUGUCAUUAAUGAAAUAAAACACUUGAUAACCUGCUGUAUUCAGACUUUAAGUUACUGUAACUUUUAAACUGGAGGAAGGAAACGCUUUAAAACAUACAGACACAUUCUUUAAACUGUCAAAACUUACCACACAAAAUAAAAGUCUGAAUGCAAGGCAGGAACUCCCCUGUGUUAAAAUGUAUUAAUGUUUUCAAUUUACUUUCUGGGAUAAAAUAUUCUUUGUUGUUUAAAUUUUUGAGAAUUGUGUGACAUUUGUUUGAUCCCGAAGUUUGAAAACAUGUUUAAAAAAUUUUCAUUUGCAAUUCCAACAUUUUUUUAUAUUAUAAAUAAUAUUUGGAAAGCUUCUUUGUCUUUCUGUUCGACUGCUGGAUGUUUCAGGUUUUUUUUAAAAAUGAUUUAUAUUUUUUGGACAUAAUGAUCAUUGGUUUUAAAUCACUUUAAACGAAUACAGUGCUGGGCAAUUAUGACAUUUUUCUUAGUAGAAACAUGUUGUGAUAUAUUAUUUGUAUUUAAAGACUAACAAAAUUAGACAUUAAAAGUUAUGAUUACACAAAUGUUUCUUCCUGAUGUAAUUUAUACCACCAGUUUGAUUAUUUUAUGUUCAAUUUAGUCAUACUGUGACAUUUUCGUAUCAAAUAUAUUUUGACAUUAUAUCAAUGUUGGCCCUAUCACUAUCAGCCCUAAGAGAAUAUAAUUUUAUAACUUGCUGUAAAAUCACUGUAAACUCGAUUAUUAGGUGCUAAUUAAAAAUAGCUGCCAAACCAU
Molecule: messenger RNA, 7818 nt
Organism: Micropterus salmoides (largemouth bass)
Lineage: Eukaryota; Metazoa; Chordata; Actinopteri; Centrarchiformes; Centrarchidae
Gene: ptprb
Product: protein tyrosine phosphatase receptor type b
Exons: 40
Coding region: 354-6341 (1995 amino acids)
Biological process (GO): protein dephosphorylation
Molecular function (GO): protein tyrosine phosphatase activity; protein binding
Source: RefSeq, a predicted model, not a curated record